Saccostrea cuccullata (small rock oyster) is the source of this 972-nucleotide messenger RNA. RefSeq names its product putative deoxyribonuclease TATDN3. Lineage: Eukaryota; Metazoa; Mollusca; Bivalvia; Ostreida; Ostreidae. The record is from RefSeq and is a predicted model, not a curated record. The transcript has a single exon. Bases 122 to 940 code for a protein of 272 amino acids. Gene Ontology annotation, molecular function: hydrolase activity, acting on ester bonds.
UGGGAAGUUUUGUUGGAACGUGUCACGGCUUAAUUUUAUUUUUAGCAUUUACAUAGAGUGGUGAAAUAUCCGGUAUUGACUUUCGCUUAUUCUCAUUGAACGUAAACAGAGACAAAAAGCCAUGAGUUUACUUAAAGAAGGAUACAUAGAUUGCCAUACGCAUCUUGCAGAUUCGAUGUUUGAUCAUGACAUCGAAACGGUGAUACAGAAUGCGAGAAAAUCCGGAGUAGCUGCAGCACUGGUAUGUACCAUAACUCCGAGGGACUUCCCUCUGGUUUUGCGGUUAUGUGAGCAAUAUUCCGACAUUCUGGUACCCUGCUUAGGUAUUCAUCCUGUUCAGAAAGACUGUAAUGGAGAGGUGCAGUGUGUUACUCAGAAAGAUUUGGAUGAAGUCGUAACAGAGAUAGAAAAGAAUGCUGAUAAAAUAUGUGCAGUUGGGGAGGUGGGGCUGGAUUUCCAACCACGAAUUACACCUGAUACUAGUCACAAAGAUAUCCAGAGAAGUGUGCUUAAAGCCCAGGUUGAAUUAGCAAAUAAAUUAAAUCUUCCUUUAAAUGUACAUUCACGAUCGGCAGGAAAACAAACCAUAGCUGCUCUGAAAGAAUUUGGAGCAAGGAGCGUUCUUUUACACGCUUUUGAUGGGCGACCCAGCUCAGCAAUGGAGGGAAUAGCCGAGGGGUAUUUCUUCUCAAUCCCGCCAUCAAUCGUACGAACUGAACAGAUGAAACUGGUGAAGCAAUUGCCGAUAGACAGCAUGGUCCUGGAGACGGACUGCCCAGGGUUAGGUCCAGUGAAAGGAGAACGAAACGAACCUGCUAACGUACAAAUAUCCUGUGAUUAUAUAGCUAAAGUAAAAGGCAUGACUCCCCAGGAAGUGAAACGAAUUACUUCACAGAAUGCCGUAAAACUGUUCCCACGACUGAAAUUGAUACUAAAGUAGUGUACUCGUAAUUGUAUUGAUUGUACGUAAUG